Rhodotorula toruloides NP11 is the source of this 288-nucleotide messenger RNA. Its product is annotated as small secreted protein, hesp-767. Bases 1 to 288 code for a protein of 95 amino acids. The transcript has 5 exons. The record is from RefSeq and is a predicted model, not a curated record. Lineage: Eukaryota; Fungi; Basidiomycota; Microbotryomycetes; Sporidiobolales; Sporidiobolaceae.
AUGCCCGUCCCCUUCGAGGCCCUCAUCCCCUUCGGUCUCUUGACCGUCAUGUUUGCCGUCACUGGUACCGGUUUCUCGGCUGUCAGGCGUCUCCAGAACGACGGCAAGCCCACACGACACACCCUCGACCGCUGGGAGGAGCUGAUGAUGGAGCGGGACCAGCGAUUGACAGGCUCGCUGCGAGGGCAGUCGACGGAACCCAUCGCACCGAAGGGCUUCUCGAACAACUCGGCAUGGCAGACGGAGAAGGCAGAGAUCGCAUGGAGCGCGUUCCAGUCGCACAAGUAG